Phytophthora nicotianae INRA-310 is the source of this 934-nucleotide messenger RNA. RefSeq lists its product as hypothetical. The transcript has a single exon. Lineage: Eukaryota; Oomycota; Peronosporomycetes; Peronosporales; Peronosporaceae. Bases 22 to 504 code for a protein of 160 amino acids. The record is from RefSeq and is a predicted model, not a curated record.
AAAUGAAUUUCAAUUGAGAAAAUGGGCAGACUACCGAUGAAGGAAGGCGGCGGGCGUAAGGAGCGCAAGAAUCUGCGCUCAUCCACGACGUUCGAGACGCGUUUGGCGGCGAUAAAGUAUUACGACGAGAGCGGUGAUAUGUCGUCCACGGUGGAGCGCUUCUUUCCGACGCUGUCGAUGGAGGCCAAACGGAGCAAGAAGCGCGUCAUCUACGCCUGGAUUAAAGACCGCGAAAAAAUCGAGAAGGCCUGCGAGUCUGUGAACACCGCCAAAUCACAUCGCCUGCGGAAGGCAGGGGCUGGACUUACACUUAGUGAUGACGCGGAGAAGUGUAUCCUGGUGUGGCUACGUUCGAUGCAGAAGCUCGGUGUGCCUGUGACUGGGACGAUGCUGUCCGAGCACGCGUUGGAAGUGGCCAAGGAGCUGGGCAUCGACAGCGCUCUCUUCACAGCGUCGGUAACUUGGAGGAAGAGCUUCCUCCAGAGACACAAGCUGGCCAUGUAGAAGCUGACUGGGAGUGUAAAUGGUUGACGAAGCCUUCACCACGAGGUUGCAUCAGCUUUACAUGAGGACAGACUGAGUGGAAAGAGUCUGCUCAUCUGAUGGCAUGGUUGUACUAUGGUGCUCUACGGUAGGUGGUAUUCUUACUGGGACUUCCGCGUAAUAUCGAUGGUUCAAGCUGUUAAAUCAUUGCUAGUGUCGUCGACCUUAUGCAUCAGUUAAUUACAUUGUGCAUACGUUAUUUGAUCCCAUCGAUAUUAUCCACCCAGUGCCCAUGACGGUCUAAGGUCUGCUUCACGCCGUAUUUCCUUUUUUGCUAUGUCCAUGGCGUCGGUCAACGAGGUCUCCUGGAUGCAUCGCGCGCAGAACGAUCUCUUACACUCGAUCAAUUCCCUGGUGUUGGGGUCCGCGACGCACACUAGCCUCUUGACGC